Messenger RNA from Zeugodacus cucurbitae (melon fly), 2896 nucleotides. RefSeq names its product cell division cycle 5-like protein (gene Cdc5). Gene Ontology annotation, biological process: regulation of transcription by RNA polymerase II; mRNA splicing, via spliceosome. Lineage: Eukaryota; Metazoa; Arthropoda; Insecta; Diptera; Tephritidae. Gene Ontology annotation, cellular component: Prp19 complex; spliceosomal complex. The record is from RefSeq and is a predicted model, not a curated record. Gene Ontology annotation, molecular function: RNA polymerase II transcription regulatory region sequence-specific DNA binding; DNA-binding transcription factor activity, RNA polymerase II-specific. The coding region runs from base 317 to 2785 and encodes 822 amino acids. The transcript is spliced from 6 exons.
AGAAAAACAAAUUUAAUUAAAUAAAUUUUUAUAGAAUUUAAAGUACGUCCUUUAAAAAAAUCAUUUCGCAUAAUACAAUUUCAAAUGAAUUUAAUAAAUUUUAAAAUGUGUCUUCAUAUUUUAUGAACCGCCUGUUGUCAAGUUUACAAAUGCAACCAUGUCAUAUUUGACAAUUUCAAUGCGGCAAUUGGCAGAAAUCGCGUAAAUUUGUGUAAAGUUUUCGUAUUGAAUUCGUUGUUAUUUGUCUAAAAUAAUUUAUUUUGCCAUAAAUUGUAAUUUCGAUAAUUAACAAUAAGAGUCUGAAUUAACAGCAAUCAUGCCACGAAUAAUGAUAAAGGGCGGUGUAUGGAGAAACACCGAGGAUGAAAUCCUGAAAGCGGCUGUUAUGAAGUAUGGCAAAAACCAGUGGUCUCGUAUAGCAUCACUAUUGCAUCGUAAGUCUGCAAAACAAUGUAAGGCACGUUGGUACGAGUGGUUGGACCCCAGUAUUAAAAAAACAGAGUGGUCGCGGGAGGAAGAUGAAAAGUUAUUGCACUUGGCGAAGUUGAUGCCAACGCAAUGGCGUACAAUCGCUCCGAUCAUAGGACGUACAGCGGCACAAUGUUUGGAGCGAUAUGAAUAUCUUCUGGAUCAAGCACAGCGCAAAGAAGAUGGCGAAGAUGGUGGGGAUGAUCCCCGCAAAUUAAAACCGGGUGAAAUUGAUCCCAAUCCAGAAACUAAACCUGCUCGCCCAGAUCCAAAAGAUAUGGAUGAAGACGAGUUGGAGAUGCUGUCAGAGGCACGUGCUCGUCUAGCCAAUACGCAGGGCAAGAAGGCUAAGCGCAAAGCGCGAGAAAAACAGUUGGAAGAGGCGCGGCGUUUGGCAGCAUUGCAGAAACGUAGAGAACUCCGUGCCGCGGGUAUUGGUAGCGGCAAUAGAAAACGCAUAAAAGGCAUUGAUUAUAACGCAGAGAUUCCAUUUGAGAAACGUCCGGCUAUUGGUUUUUACGACACAUCCGAAGAGACUGUUGACAAACAAGGGCCUGAUUUCAAUAAGAUGCGUCAACAAGAUCUUGAUGGUGAAUUACGCUCAGAAAAAGAGGAGCGAGAGAGAAAGAAAGAUAAACAAAAACUAAAGCAGCGUAAAGAAAAUGAUAUGCCGCUAGCCAUGUUACAAAACUUGGAACCUGAAAGGAAACGCUCCAAAUUGGUACUCCCUCAACCACAAAUAUCUGAUCACGAAUUGCAACAGGUUGUUAAGUUGGGCCGUGCUAGUGAAAUAGCCAAAGAGGUAGCCGGUGAAAGUGGAGUUGAGACAACAGAUGCACUUUUAGCCGAUUACUCUAUCACCCCACAAGUAACGGCGACGCCUCGCACACCAGCACCAUUUACCGAUCGCAUAAUGCAGGAAGCACAGAAUAUGAUGGCACUGACACACGUGGACACUCCUUUAAAAGGUGGUGUCAACACGCCACUACACGAAUCCGACUUCUCGGGUGCAUUGCCUAAGUCGGCAUCAAUGGCUACACCCAACACUGUAAUAGCUACACCAUUCAGAACACAACGAGGAGGCGAUAGUAAUACGCCCGGAUUCGCUACACCUGCUUCCAGUGCCCUUGUACCACUGGGAAAAACACCGCAUGGUGGUGUGGGCCAGACGCCCACUUUAGUAAGGGAUAAGUUAAGCAUCAACCCUGAGGAUAAUUUAAAUAUCGGCGAAACGCCGGCAAUAUAUAAGAAUUAUCAGAAGCAACUGAAACACACCUUGCGGGAAGGAUUGGCAACACUGCCUGUCCCUCGUAAUGAUUACGAAAUUGUGGUGCCGGAACAUGACGAUCACGAACCCACCGAGACGACAUCCGAAAAUGUCGUGGAGGAUCAAGCCGACGUCGAUGCACGCGCAAUCGCUGAAGAGAACGCCAAACGACAACGCGAAUUGGAGAAACGUUCACAAUCCAUACAACGACAACUGCCCCGACCAACUGAAGUUAAUACAAAGAUCUUACGACCACAAUCCGAGAAACAAAAUCUCACCGACAUGCAAAAAGCCGAGGAACUCAUCAAGCACGAAAUGAUUACAAUGCUUUUAUACGACUCGGUAAAGGACCCCGUGCCCGGACAAUCACAAAACAAAAUUGAACAGUUACAAAAUUACUUUAAAUCAAAUCCAUAUGAGGAGUUUAAGAAACCCGACUUGGAGAAGGCCUCAACCCUUAUCAAGGAAGAAAUGGAAGUUGUGAAAGAGGGCAUGGGUCACGGCGACUUACCGAUGGAUGUCUAUUCUCAAGUGUGGCAGGAAUGCUUAGGUCAAGUGCUCUAUCUGCCAUCACAAAACCGCUACACGCGCGCUAAUUUGGCCAGCAAAAAAGAUCGCUUGGAGUCAGCCGAAAAACAAUUGGAGCAAAACCGACGGCACAUGGCUAAGGAAGCCAAGCGUUGCGCUAAAAUAGAGAAAAAACUAAAAAUCUUAACGGGCGGCUAUCAAGCGCGCGCACAGGCCAUGAUCAAACAGUUGCAAGACACUUACGAUCAAAUUGAGCAGAAUUCUCUGGCAUUGUCAACUUUCAAGUUUUUGGCUGAACAAGAAGCGGUUGCCAUCCCACGACGUUUAGAGUCGUUACAAGAGGACGUACGCCGCCAAAUGGAACGUGAAAAGGAAUUACAACAGAAAUACGCUAAGCUGUGUGAAGAACUUGAAGAAGCGCAGCAGGAAAUUGAAAUUUAUACCAGCAACGAGCAAAGCAAUGAAAUCGCUGAAACUGCUGAAUCCGCUGAAACUAGUGAGUCUACCGAAGCAUCCAAUUGAAUUCAAACAGAAACAGUACGAGUGUUUCAAGCUAAUAUCUAAACUCUUAAAAUUAAGAAAAACACAAAUUGCUUGAGAAAUAAAAACUGCAUACCACUAUCUUCAAUCUAA